AUGAAAAUACCGGAGACGAAGAUUGAUUUGGAAACAAUUCGACAACUCGAAAGAUUAUCUUUGGUGGAUUUUGCUAAUGUAACAGGUAUCGACAGGCUCGAAUCCGCAAUUAAUCUCGCGGAUAGGAUUCGAAAUGUGAAUACAGAUGGGGUUGAACCUCUUUACUCCAUUCUUGAGGACGAAUCCUUGUAUCUGAGAGAAGAUGUGGCUGUGAAACCUGCAAACAGAGAAACAUUAAUGUCUCUUGCAGUUCGGACGGAGGAAGAUUAUUAUUCAGCCCCCCAAGGAAAUAUAUCACUAGAGCCUACACCUGGAUAUUCCAGAGAAUCUGAUCCAAGUUCUUGA
Molecule: messenger RNA, 345 nt
Organism: Eurytemora carolleeae
Lineage: Eukaryota; Metazoa; Arthropoda; Copepoda; Calanoida; Temoridae
Gene: GatC
Product: glutamyl-tRNA(Gln) amidotransferase subunit C, mitochondrial
Exons: 1
Coding region: 1-345 (114 amino acids)
Biological process (GO): glutaminyl-tRNAGln biosynthesis via transamidation; mitochondrial translation; regulation of translational fidelity
Cellular component (GO): glutamyl-tRNA(Gln) amidotransferase complex; mitochondrion
Molecular function (GO): glutaminyl-tRNA synthase (glutamine-hydrolyzing) activity
Source: RefSeq, a predicted model, not a curated record